AUGCCUUUCACCGCCAGCUCUCAUCCCGCUUCCCUUGGACGGCACGCGAUCAAUGAGAGCUGGGAUGAUAUCGAGGCCCAAUCACUGGACAAUGCUAAUCAUAUCCUCUCCUUCAGCGAUAUCUGCAAGAUUCUUCUUGCCAUCCUUUUGCCACCCAUCGGUGUCUUCCUCGAGCGAGGCUGCGGUGCAGACCUCUUGAUCAACAUCCUCCUCACAAUCCUGGGUUACAUCCCUGGCAUCAUCCACGCUCUGUACAUCAUAUUGAAAUACUAA
This is a messenger RNA of Trichoderma aggressivum f. europaeum, 273 nucleotides long. RefSeq lists its product as uncharacterized. The record is from RefSeq and is a predicted model, not a curated record. Lineage: Eukaryota; Fungi; Ascomycota; Sordariomycetes; Hypocreales; Hypocreaceae. The transcript has 3 exons. Bases 1 to 273 code for a protein of 90 amino acids. Gene Ontology annotation, cellular component: membrane.